AUGGCUACGGGAGAUGCGGACGAGAUGGACGUCGAGGAGGGUGGAACGCUCAACGGGGACGGAGAAGGGCAAAAAGCAAUAAGCGACGAGGCGCAAGACAAGGGCGAAGGAGCAGCAGAUGGCGCCGCGGAAGCAGUAGCAGACGAUCCCACGACACGUGUGGAAGCUGGCCCUUCUUCCACCUCUGAUGGCAAACAAUCCCCAGUCCUGAAUUCAUUAUACCCACUCGUCCGUCCCGAAGCCCUCAAGGCGCGUCUCUACGACAUCGUCCCUACCAUGGCCGCGCCCCAGUCGACCUCCAUCAACGCCAUCGCCAUCACCCCUAACCUGCGGUACUGGAUGACGGGCGGCAGCGACGGCUACGUGCGCAAAUACGACGGGCCCGGCACCAUCAACGGGAAGCAGCUGCUGACCGUCGCCCAGCGCCACCCUUUUGUGGACAGCGUGGUCAAGGCGGGCAUACUCAUGAGUUACUGGGAGAACUUCGAGCCGGCACCGCCCGAGAAGGGGAGGAGCGCGGGCAAUGACGAGGACAAGACGCUCAGCCCCGUGUACAGCUUAGCGGUGCACAAGGACGCUCUUUGGAGCUUGUCUGGGCUGGAGAGCGGUGGGAUCAACGUACACAGCGUGAGAUACGACGAGGGUAAGGUCAUACAUGUGAUCCCGGCGAAGCAUGGCGACCACCUUGGCCACUCCAAUGCUGUGAGCGUGCUGCAGCUCACGCCCGAUGAGACGCACGUGCUGAGCGGCAGCUGGGACAAGAGGCUCUACGACUGGGACCUGAACACGGGCACCGUCGCGACCAGCUUCGAGGGGAGCGGCGGCCAGGUCUCGGCCAUUGAGCUGCGGCCGCAGUCCGGCGCGCCCAUCCCUGCCGAGGCAGCCGAGGAGCCCUCGUGGGGCGACACCCAGAGGGGCAGCAGCAGGAACAAGGGCUUCUUCGACGACGGGACGAACGGGACUGGCAACGACACGGGCUCAGCAGCUGAAGCAGAUGGAACAGGCGACGGAGAAGGAACCGUAGGCUCGGACCACGAGUCCCUUUUCGGCAGCCCGGGAGGCUCACUGUUUGGUGAUGGCCAGAUAGGCCAAGGAGGAGGCAAUGCGUUCGGCGGUGACGAUGAUAACGAGUUCCAGCAGGCCAUGCUGGAACCCCUAGAAGGAGAGCAGGGCGCUGCAGCGGCUGGCGCGGCUGACACGACCAUGACAGACGCGCCGCCCGCAGAGGAGGCUGCGCCUCCAGCACAAUCACAAGAAAAUGUAGAUCCCACAACAGAUCAGCCAGAGCAACCACCCGCUGGCGACGCAAACGGACGGCCACGCACAGCAGACAGCACGCAGGCAGAUCCCGCUCCACAGCAGCAGCAGCAGCAGCAGCAGCAGCAGCAGCAGUCACCGCAGAGUACAAAGAGUCGCCGCCGCAGCAGCCAGAUUAAACCAUUCAAGCCGACCUCGCCCACCCUCGUCUUCAACCCGCCGCCAGCCCUACAGAACGAUCCCAGCCAGACUGCCCAGAGUACGUUCAUGGCCGCCUCUAUCGACGGCGCGCUCCGUAUCUGGGAUCGGCGCAUGGUCACGCCAGUCGCGCGCAUCGGCACUAGGCCUGGUGUGCCGCCGUGGUGCAUGGGUGCGUGCUGGUCGCCGGACGGGAACAUGAUCUACGCAGGCCGCCGCAACGGUACCGUCGAGGAGUUCAGCAUCCAUCACGCCCGCGGUGGCUACCCAGGCUGGCAGCCCGAGCGCUCCCUCAAAUUCCCCGCCGGCUCUGGCGCCGUCAGCGCGGUCCGUCACAUGCCCAACGGCCGCCACCUCGUCUGUGCCUCCCACGACAUCCUGCGCCUGUACGACCUCCGCGCCCCGACCACCGGGUCCAAGCACGGCUCCGUCCCUUUUCUCAUCAUUCCUGGCCCACCCAGGGCGGGUGUCAUCAGCCAGCUGUACGUUGACCCCUCGUCAAGGUUCAUGAUCACUGCUGCCGGCACGAGGGGGUGGGAGGGCAGCUCCACUGAGGUCCUGAUCGGGUAUGAGAUCGGGUGCACAAAGUGA
Molecule: messenger RNA, 2046 nt
Organism: Cryphonectria parasitica EP155
Lineage: Eukaryota; Fungi; Ascomycota; Sordariomycetes; Diaporthales; Cryphonectriaceae
Exons: 1
Coding region: 1-2046 (681 amino acids)
Molecular function (GO): protein binding
Source: RefSeq, a predicted model, not a curated record